Messenger RNA from Drosophila busckii, 2053 nucleotides. Its product is annotated as peptidase inhibitor 16. The record is from RefSeq and is a predicted model, not a curated record. The transcript has 4 exons. The coding region runs from base 321 to 1679 and encodes 452 amino acids. Gene Ontology annotation, cellular component: extracellular region. Lineage: Eukaryota; Metazoa; Arthropoda; Insecta; Diptera; Drosophilidae.
UGCGGUCAAUCAAACAGACGACGCCUUCAAGUCUAGCUGCACGCACGAGAGUGGAGUUGGAGUCGUCGGCAUAUUUCGUGGCGCUUCUUUCGGUUUUUGGCAAGCAACAAGGCAAAAUUUUUUGUGCAUACAAAACUCUCAACUGCGCGCAAUUCAAAAUUAUUCCAAAAUCUGUAAAACUUAAUUUCUAAAGUGCAAGCAAACAAAUAUAACGCUGUCAGUCAAACGAAGAGCUUAUAUUUGAAUUUAAAAAGUUAAAAGUGUAAGGAUAAACAAAUAUCCUUUGUAAAAAAGUGAAACUAUAUAUAGAUAUAAAUAAAAUGUUAAUGAAGAUGCAGCAACGUGCGCUUCUCCCACUGGCCUUAAUGCUCAUUUCCUGCGGCGUGGCCUUCGCCUGUCAUGGAAAGUUAAUCGCAACGGGCAUCAGCACCGAGGAAAGAUCAAUCAUCUUGCAGGAACACAAUCGCCUGAGGCAACUCGUAGCAACCGGACGCUAUCCGGGCCAGCCCGGCGCUGAGAAUAUGCGUGAGAUAGUCUGGGACGAUGAGCUGGCGGCGCGAGCUCAACAGUGGGCCGACAACUGCCAGUUUCGCCACGAUCCACACCGCACCAUAAAUCGCUUUACGAUGGGCCAGAACCUGGCUAUCAUCUGGAGCACAGCGCCGCUGGAUGCGGACGAUGGUGACUUCCCAUCGCGCAUACAGAACUGGUUCAAUGAGGUGCAAAAGUAUUCCUUUGGCGAUGCCUGGUCCCCCAAGACUGGCCACUACUCGCAGCUAGUCUGGGGCGAGACCAGCCUCGUCGGCUGCGGCUUUGCCGAGUACAAGGACAACGUCAAGUACAACAAGCUCUACGUAUGCAACUAUGGUCCUGGCGGCAAUGUCGUUGGCUUGAACCCAUAUGAGGUGGGCAAGCCUUCGUGCGCCACCUACGGCAUGAAGCCCUCGGCGCGUUAUCAGGGACUCUGCGCAGCGCCCGGCGCCUCGGCGGCCAACAGCGUCUACGGCGGCAACACUAUCGAAACGUAUGAGUUUAGCUACAGCAAGAGCAACCAGCAAAGUAACCAGCCAGCCACUAACAACAUUAACAACAGCCUAUCACCCAAACCGAGCAACAACAACAAACACUUCAAUAACCCCUCACCUCCUCCAUUUACCUACUCCCACACUAAAUUAUCCAAACAGGCAGCGCCAGCGGCAUCCACAUCCACAUCCUCAGCCACAGCCACAGCCACAGCCUCAGCCACAUCCACAGCGUCGGCAUCAGCAUCAGCAGCAGCAGCAUCACCAUCAGCUUCAGCGUCUACGUCCGGCGGCAGCUCCUUUGGUACUAGCACGCGCGGUGGCAGUCAGGCCUUCACCACAGAGAAUAAUCAGCAGCAGCAGCAACAGCAUUCCGGCAAGUAUUGGCACAAGCUUGAGGCGUAUCGUCCCAGUGCGGCGGAGUUCGAGCGGGCCGUACAGAAGCAUACAAUACUACGUACCUAUAUAGAGCCAGCUCAGCCCAGCGAGCAGCAGCAGCAGCAGCAGCAGCAAGAGCAGCCGGCGGCAGCAGUAGCGGACGCGGCGGCGGCGGCGGAGACAGCGCCUGAGGAAGAAGCAAAGAGCGCUGAUGAAGCGGAGACACCCAGCACUCCAAAGCCAAGUCGUGGUUGGAGCAUUCUCACCUGGCGCGGUUAGAAUUCCCAACCAGCGCCCCCCAACCAACAAUUCUAAAUGCCGCAGAAUGUAUUAGCUCGCCGCUCAGUAAUAACUACUAUGUAGUAUCCAUUAGCACCAUCUUCGAUUCCGAAAUAGUACGCAGCAGUUCGAAACUUAGGCGUCCUUAUUUAAACAUAUAUAUUUUUUAUUUUAUCAUAAACACAAACAUUAACAAAUUGCCAUAUGUAUUUUCGGAAUUGUAUCUUAUAAAUUAUUUAUGCAAAUCAAUCAUCCACUACUUACCGAAUAUUUGUAUCAAAUAUUGUUAAUCAGCGCUAAACAUUCAGUUACGUUACGUAGUUAGUCGUAGUAAUGUGUUCCAGCAAAUAAAAACAGCCAGAUGAUAUAGUAAA